AUGCCUUCGAGUAAUGAUUACAAAAUGGUUCGUGGAGGACCAUUAAAGCUGAAAGGAAACAAGUCACUAUUCAAAGCUGACAAAACAAAAAAGAAGAAACGGAAACAUGAAGACAUUAGCAAAAAGUCUGAUGCAGACGCAGAAAAACAUGGGGGCUGGAGACGCAUAUGUGAUGAAACGGAAUUGAAAGGUGGCAUUAAUAUCGCUUUUGAAUGUGGAAGUGGUUCAGGAUGCUAUCUAGCAGCGAUGGAUAAUGGACGUUUUACAGUAGGCGGCCCACACGCACCUGGCGAAGAGCCUAACCCAGAGGAAAUUCUCACGCUUAUAAAAACUCCCGAUGAUCCCAAUAUUAGUCUCAAAACAGGCUACGGGAAAUACGUGGGGGUUGAUGCAGAGGGCAGUUUGAUUGCCACCGCGGAUGCAAUUGGAACACGAGAACGUCUCUUUGUGGUUUUCCAAGACGGGAAAUCUGCCAUUCAGACGUUGUCAAGCAACCUAUUUUUGAGUCUGAAGCUUGAUAAAGAUGGUUAUGUCCAUGCAGUUAGUAAGAAAGUUGAGGAGGAUGAAGUCAUUAAUCUUAGAACCAAUGCCGUGCAAGAGGGACCCGUAGAUUGGCGUUCAGAGGAAGAUAAAAAGUCAGCAAAAAAAUGCGAGAUGGCCUACGUAAAGAUGUACCAGCAUUCUAAGGUGUCUUUAAAAGGCAAAAAUAUAACGGUGGAUUUAAACGACAAGGCGGCCGUCCGAAGAGCGCAAGUUGAGGGUAACCUGCACGAAUUACUACUGGAAAGGCGUGCUAAGACGAAAAGUGACAAGUAUUGCUAG
Enterobius vermicularis (human pinworm) is the source of this 822-nucleotide messenger RNA. The record is from the annotation of a GenBank genome assembly. NCBI's taxonomy places the organism in Eukaryota, Metazoa, Nematoda, Chromadorea, Rhabditida, Oxyuridae.